Hypomesus transpacificus is the source of this 2490-nucleotide messenger RNA. RefSeq names its product progestin and adipoQ receptor family member IIIa (gene paqr3a). Gene Ontology annotation, cellular component: membrane. Gene Ontology annotation, molecular function: signaling receptor activity. Lineage: Eukaryota; Metazoa; Chordata; Actinopteri; Osmeriformes; Osmeridae. The record is from RefSeq and is a predicted model, not a curated record.
GUACAUAUGCAAUCAACAUCCAUGAAGUUUAAUACGCGAAAAUCUCAAAGUAAUUUAGCGAAGAUUACAGUCUUGCUUCAGACUUGCACAUAUUUUAUGCCGAAUACAAUUACUCAGGCGUUCUACUUCGCAUUCUGAAAGGGGUCCUUAAUGACGUCGCAGCCAUUGACGAUUUGGAAAAGGAAACUUGAAACCACUCAUGUUGCACGCCAAAUAAAUGGUUACAGCUACAUACAACGCGGUUGUAUAUGACUAUAUAUAUUUGUCCUGUUGUAUAAUAUACAUAUUUAAAUGUAUAAUACGUCGUACAAGAACACUAAUGGGUCCAACUAUGCAUACACAAAACUGAAAGUGCAUGCCAAGGAGAAAACAACGGAUCCGACCAUGUCACAAAAACUAAUGAAGAGCGCGCACUACAUCGAACUGGGCAGUUACCAGUACUGGCCGGUGCUGGUCCCCAGAGGUAUUCGGCUUUACACAUAUGAGCAGAUCCCGGUGUUCCUGAGAGACAACCCGUACAUCACGGACGGAUACAGAGCAUACUUACCUUCAAGACUAUGCAUCAAAAGCAUCUUCAUCCUGUCUAACGAGACAGUGAACAUCUGGAGCCACGUGCUGGGCUUUCUGUUGUUCUUCUCCCUGGGCGUGUACGACAUGGCCGCCGUGCUGCCCUCCUCCGGCGCCUCCCGCGAGGACUACGUCAUCUACUCCAUUGGCCUGUUCUGCUUCCAGGUGUGCAUGCUAUGCUCGGUGGGGUACCACCUGUUCUGCUGCCACCGCUCUGAGAAGACGAGCCGGCGCUGGAUGGCGCUGGACUACGCGGGCAUCUCCAUCGGGAUUCUGGGGUGCUACGUGCCUGGAGUCUUCUAUUCCUUCUACUGCAACAACUACUGGCGGCAGGUGUAUCUGGUGACUGUGCUGGCGAUGAUCCUGGCUGUGUUCCUGGCUCAGAUCCACCCCCACUACCUCAGCCACCAGCGGCUGCGCUCGCUCACCUUCUGCUGUGUGGCUGGCUGCGGCCUGGUCCCCACCGCCCACUGGGUGCUGCUCAGUGGAGGCUUGUCCUCUGACAUCGUGCAGGUGUUCCUCCCCCGGGUCCUGGGCAUGUACGUCAUGGCAGCGCUGGCAUUCCUCUUCUAUGUUUCUAAAGUCCCUGAACGCUACUUCCCAGGCCAGCUGAACUACGUGGGCUCCAGCCACCAGCUGUGGCACAUCCUGGUGGUGCUGAUGUUCUACUGGUGGCACCAGUCUGCCGAGUACAUCAUGACCUACCGCCACAGCCACCCCUGCCCCGACUACCCACAACACACUUAGGACAUGCAACACGCCAAGGAGCCAACACGCCAAGGAGCCGGCAGCAUCAGGGCUCCAGGUGGGGCCGGGAGGGUUCAACACGUGUGCAACAGGCCUCAGUGUGGCCUCACAUCUGAGGCAACAGGCCUCAGUGUGGCCUCACAUCUGAGGCAACAGGCCUCAGUGUGGCCUCACGGCUGAGGCAACAGGCCUUUGUGUGGCCUCACAGCUGAGGUCACCAUUGGGUUCAACUGGACGGCCCUUCGCCAUCCUCCUAAAUGAGCAAAAUCAUGCCAAUGUUACCUUUCAAAACACAAGACUUUAUUCUUAAGGAUUUUACUCAAUUUGAGUGAAUAUUUGUAGCAGUAACAGAUCGAAGGAGGCUGGUUAUCUUGACCAACAAAAGCUUUGAAAUCCUGAGCAAUUCUCCCUUUGUGCUGAUCACACAAGGUAGCACAUUAAUAUUGAUUUUUUCUUCAAUAUAACUGAUGGAGGAUGAUAUACCACUGACAAGGUACUUGAAACAUAAAGGAGCUACAUAUUUAGUCCCCUUUAUGUUAUUUACACAAGCAAAUGAACUGGGUGAAUCUUAACUUCAGUGAUGAGUAAAAUUCAUUACAUUGAGUCUAAUAAAUGUCAACACAUUUAGUCAAUUAUUUAUUUUAUUGGGGGUGUCUCAGACAGCAUAUAAACAACUGGGUUCCUCACAGCUACUAGAACGUUCUUCAACACAGUGGUCUAGUGGACCUCUGCUGCCCCUCCGCUGGAGGCUCUCUACACUGUCAUCCUCUCAUCAGAGGGGAUUUAGCUGGAUAACUGUAUUACUUGUACAUUUGUUAAAACGUAAAGCUGUGAGACUGCCGAAUUUAGUUUUACCGUAGCAAAAUCUGUAGUCUGCCUUCCCCAUGAGAAUCAUACAUGAUUAAGACUCAUCAACAUCAGUUGAACAUUGACGAAGGCUUUUCAUGAUGUACUUCUUUAACCUAUGAGGGGCUUGUGCAAUGACAAUGUUACUUGUUUAAUUUGUAUUCUUAAGUAUUUAAACUUGGGAGAUUUUGAAUGAACAAAAAUGUUACUUGGUAUUAUGUCUGAUUCUCGUUUGCGCUGUAUUGUCAAAUAUUUAUGCAGAAGUUGAUUUCAAAGUAGUUUUGUGUAAGCACAUAUCCUAAUAGGGAUUAAAGAGAGGCCUCGGGUCCU